AUGGCGAAACUAAACCCUAACUUCAUCUCUCUGAUUCUUCUCGGCCUCUUCGCGAUCGCAUCUGCAAAAGUUAUCUUCGAGGAAAAAUUCGACGAUGGAUGGGAGAGUAGAUGGGUGAAAUCUGACUGGAAGAAAGAUGAGAACACAGCUGGAGAAUGGAGCCACACAUCUGGAAAUUGGUCCGGUGACGCUAACGACAAAGGUAUCCAAACGAGCGAGGACUACAGAUUCUACGCCAUAUCAGCUGAAUUCCCAGAAUUCAGCAACAAGGACAAGACGCUAGUUUUCCAAUUCUCAGUCAAGCAUGAGCAGAAGCUUGACUGUGGUGGUGGAUACAUGAAGCUUUUAAGCGAUGAUGUUGACCAGAAGAAAUUCGGAGGAGACACUCCUUACAGCAUCAUGUUUGGCCCAGAUAUUUGUGGCUACACCACCAAGAAAGUACAUGCUAUUCUUACCUACAAUGGAACAAACCAUUUGAUCAAGAAGGAAGUCCCGUGUGAGACUGAUCAGCUCACUCAUGUGUACACAUUCGUCCUCCGUCCAGAUGCUACUUACAGUAUUCUUAUCGAUAAUGUCGAGAAGCAAACUGGUAGCCUCUACUCUGACUGGGAUCUUCUCCCAGCGAAGAAGAUUAAGGAUCCAAGUGCCAAGAAGCCUGAGGACUGGGAAGACAACGAGUACAUUCCUGAUCCGGAAGACAAAAAGCCAGCAGGAUACGAUGACAUCCCAAAGGAGAUCCCAGACACUGAUGCGAAAAAGCCUGAGGAUUGGGAUGAAGAAGAAGAUGGUGAGUGGACUGUUCCUACCAUUCCCAACCCUGACUACAACGGUGAAUGGAAGCCAAAGAAAAUCAAGAACCCUAGCUACAAGGGAAAAUGGAAGGCUCCAUUGAUCGACAACCCUGACUUCAAGGACGACCCAGAACUCUAUGUCUUCCCCAAAUUGAAGUAUGUUGGAGUUGAAUUGUGGCAGGUGAAAUCUGGAUCAUUGUUCGACAAUGUCUUGAUCUGCGACGACCCAGAGUACGCUAAGCAAUUAGCCGAGGAAACCUGGGGAAAGCACAAGGAUGCUGAGAAAGCAGCAUUCGACGAAGCCGAGAAGAAGAAAGAAGAAGAGGAGUCAAAGGACGCUCCUGGUGCUGAAACCGACGCUGAGGAUGAAGCAGAGGAUGAUGACCAUGAAGGAGAUGACUCCGACACCGAUUCAAAGUCUGAGGAAACUAAAGAAGCUUCAGAGAACAAUGAAGCCGCCGCUCAUGACGAGCUUUAA
Microthlaspi erraticum is the source of this 1269-nucleotide messenger RNA. NCBI's taxonomy places the organism in Eukaryota, Viridiplantae, Streptophyta, Magnoliopsida, Brassicales, Brassicaceae. The record is from the annotation of a GenBank genome assembly.